AUGAUCGCCAACAAGAUGGUCUGUGAACUGAGUAAUUCAGAUCACUUGCAACACGCAGAAGAUCUCAAACCAAGAAAAGACUGGAUCUACAGAGGCACACAGGUAGGACGUACAAUGGCUCAACCCAACUUAAAAAAUUUACUAUCACUAUGUUGUAACGAUUUGCUUGGAUUUUAGCGGAGCCUCCACGAGCGCGAAGCGCGCGCGAGCGUACAGCUCCCUACUUAGCGAAAAUGGUAAACUAUCCAUCCGAGAAAAUUUGGUUAUGACGUCGCCGUACCUCGGUACGUCCGUACGGGACUUUCCGGGCAGAGGUAAGUAGAAACGAAUUCCUCCCCUCUCCCCUAGAGAGUUUUGUCCCCUAUUGUUUCCAAAGGCUUUAAAAAUGACUGACAAAUCUGAGUCUAUCUACUGAGUGUUUGGUGGAUUUUAGCGGCCGAUAAUUUAACUUUUGAGGAGGUUAUGGGUGAUUUCAGAAAUUAAAAAAUAUCCUGUAGACUGAUUUCGAGGGAGAAAAGCUUGCAAGGAUAUACCAGGGAAAAUUAAUAUCCUGCACUGAAAAGAAUUUCCCUCAUAAUGUAUAUAAUGCUGAAAAAAAACUUACACCGUUAUAUGUCAGGGAAAAAAAUUCUAACUCCAGAGGUUUGGGAAAAAAAAUUCUUGCCCAAAAUAAAGCUUAUCUAAAAUAUAAAAGAGUUAUCCACUAUUCUAACGGCAGACUCGUCGGCUUUUCCAGCUCGAGUUUGUCUUUAUUUUUGUAAAAAAAAAAAGAGUUUUAAGUUGUUAUUAACGUUUUUAAUUUGUAGUGUGAUUACCUCACGUUUCUCAGCCACGUACUGCACAACACCCGAACACGAAUUGCACAGUUUGAGAAGGCUAAAGAUUGGAUAAAAAGUUAAGAGUAGCGAAAAAGGUUAUCGUUUGCCGGCUUAGCUCUCCUAUUAUAUGUCUGUCCUCAAAGAAAAUGUACAUCUUACGUAAAACUUUCUAUCAGAUAUUGUGAGGCUGUAUAAAUGAAAAGGCUACCCUUAUAACUUCGUCGGGGUCAGUUUAAAAAAAUGACAUUUAUUACCAAGGGGAAUAAAUUAUUUUAUGCAGCCUGCGCGGCGCUUUUUAGUAUCCCGGAUGGGUACAUCCGGGACUUACAACAUAAAACAUCCGAACAUUUGACUUCAAGCCCCUAUUUUGACUCCACUACACAACAUCAACAGACAAAACGUAAUGGCAAACAAGUUUAUUUUGGGACGGCUUGGCGAGAACCAACCCUACAAAGUAUUUAUGUAAAUACAAUAAUAGGUGAAUACUGGUGAAUACCUAAUGUACAACACUUGUAAACUAGCUUUCACAAAAAGAUAAAACUCGUGCGACAAAUGGUCGCUCUUGACCUGAAUCUCCCAUUUAAGCAGGCAGGCUUAGUGCCAGGUAGGCUGCCAGUCAUUCUGGGGAAACUAAUUAAUAAAACUCAGACAACGCAUAACUGGCACACGGAACACCGUAGUAGCACAGAGGCUAAACAAAAAGAAAAAACUCCUCACAACUGGUCGAUCUCGACCUGAAUCCCCCAAAUAAGCACAGGCUUAGUGCCAGUUAGGCUGCCAGUUAGGCUGGGGAAACUAAUUAAUAAAACUCAGAAAACGCAUAACUGGCACGAGGAACACGGUAGGAGCACAGAGGCUAAGCAAAAAGAAAAAACUGCUACAACUGGUCGAUCUCGACCUGAAUCCCCCAAAUAAGCACACAGGCUUAGUGCCAGUUAGGCUGCCAGUUAGGCUGGAGAAAAUAAUUAAUAAAACUCAGACAACGCAUAACUGGCACGAGGAACACGGUAGGAGCACAGAGGCUAAGCAAAAAGAAAAAACUGCUACAACUGGUCGAUCUCGACCUGAAUCCCCCAAAUAAGCACGCAGGCUUAGUGCCAGUUAGGCCGGGGAAAUUUAAUAAAACUGUGAUCAACGUAUAACUGGGACCGGGAACACUUCAGGAGCACAGAGGCUGAGUGCCAGGAAAACUGGGAAUUAUCUCCACUAAGGUACCCAACAAGGCACGUAGCCCAAUAACCAGUAAGACUGCCAUAGGGCUAGGGCGGGACAUUGAGGGUAAACAAUGAAUAACGACCCUGGCUAGAGGUCUGUAACAUUGCCUGCAACCUAACUGCGUCAAACGAGACUUACGUCGCCUCCUAAAGAGCGGUUCCGGUUCCGGGACAGCUGACCUAAGCAUACAUGGAAACUAAAUAUAUCAAGUAAAGGAGCAGGUGCAAAACUGAGAUAACUAGUGUACAAGUACAUAAAAUAAGAAACGGGAAAAAGGCUGAAAACUAGCAGAGCUGAGCUACCGCUUACAAACUGAAGUAAAUGCGGUCAGACGGAGGCCAGAAAAAACCUGCCCAAAAAAACCCCGAAGGGAAAAAAUGCGGGCAGGAAAUCUGGGUAGGAACCAAGGCUCAAGCUCAAAGCCCUUCCUACGGGACUUUACAAUGUAAUCGAGAAUAUGUUGCUCUAAAAAUAAAUAAAACAAAAAUUUAAGAAAAACCAAGGAGAGGUUGGUUCGUACGCCUAGAUGACGAACACGUGAUAUACGCAGCCUUUAUACCCCCCGAUAUGGCUACCCAUGGUGCACCCGGCCUAGUACCCAGGCCCUGUUAGAUCCCGUGCCGUCAAAAUAUUUAUUUCUGCCUUCUUCGCGGGCUCAUUCGUCAGAAAUAACAUAUUUUGACUCCACUACACAACAUCAACAGACAAAACGUAAUGGCAAAUAAGUUUAUUUUGGGACGGCUUGGCGAGAGAACCAACCCUACAAAGUACGUAGAGUGACAAAGUAUUGGGCGAAAUGACAAAUGAAAGCUCCUAGAGCCCAAGAAACUUGGAAACUGAAAGCCUUUUUCUAGGUCAUCAUCGGUAGGCGCCCUUGCUAGAAGAACGGACUUUCAGCGGCCGAGCCACUGAAACACACUGUCACAAACCCCAUUAUAAGCAGCGAAGGUGACCCUCACGAACGCAAGGAAUAUAAACCAAAAGUGGAAGAGUCAACCCCGACAAUUCUCAGGUCCUUGCGAAAAGCCUCUCUAAUUGUGGUAUAGCUGAUAGGCUCGUUCUGGGAAACUAACUAAAAAGAGUUGUUCCCGCGAAACAUGGGGCAAAAAUGAGAUCCCCGGAGCUAAAGGGGAUGGAAAAAAGAGCAAGGUACCUCUUUAGAAGCUUGACAGGACAAGCAGGGCCAAACAUUUCCGAAAAAAUCACUUCGAGUCAUCGUCCUUACAAAGUUGGCCGUUCUUGCUUUUGAGAACCUUAAUGAUCAUGAAACCCUCAUGAAAGAAAAUAUAAUACCCCCUAAUUAUGGAGACCUCAUCAAACCUAAAAUCGUUUUGAAAACACACCUAGCCCCUUCAAUAAUCGAGUUAUCCCUGGGAGAGGGGAAACCCGCUAUGGUAUGAACCCAUUUAAUACCAUAAACAUCCGAGUCUACGACGCACGGGGAGUGCGACUCUUCCAUGAGGUGUUGCAAAUACAAGGCAACAUGGCAGGGACUGGCAGGACAGGCCCAGGAAUGAAGCUUACUGGCAGCAAAACAUUUUUACUUGCGAGAAGCACGAAGGUACACCACUGUCGUACUAACUGCCUUUGAGGAAAGAACCGUCGAUUGCAUUGUAGACUGUCUGUCAGCCUCAGGGUUCAACCCUCUGGUGGGAAAUUCUGGGGCCCGCGCUAGAAACCAGAGCGGAAUAUAUCUGAAAAGUAAUCGAAAAUACAAAAGAAAAUGUAAGGAUCACGCAAUAAAAAAGAAAAAACACCGAAAAGGGAAGUGGGGGGUCAAAAGGCUACAUGCAAAAACCUAAUGGGUCCAAACCUAAAGGUACGCAUAACACGCGUGUAGAGGCACAGGCAACACUUUCCGUCCGGCGGCGUAGAGCAGAAGCCCGCCAGGGACGAGGGAGGUGUGGGGCGCCGAAAACAAACUCGAAGCGCUAUGACGCCAAAAAAUAAAGGCCUGGUUCUGAAAAGGGAAUUACGGACCUUUCCUGGAACAAAUAAUCCCUGGAACUUAAGCAAUAAAACCCAGUCCACAACAAAACUAUUCCAAUGCACUCCAUCUCUAGUAGAAACAUUUCAGAAAAUAGCUGACUUCCAUACGUGAGGAAUAAGGGCUCCCGUGAGCGCGCAGAGCCCAAUGUGUCUGAUAUACAUGACUCUGACAAUGAGGCAAACAGGUGGGCCAAGCCAGUUGUUGUCCUAUCCCCAAUUUUGAGCGAAGGCAUAAACAGCCUAACAGCCUGGCUGAAAAAAUAGAGAGUUAAGCCAAGGCAACUCGCCGUUGUAACUACAGGCGAACCUGUCAAUAAUGUAAGGACCUAAGAGGUGAUUUAGCCCUAGCAAAACAAAAUCGUUGAGGCCGUAACCAUCGAAGUCAACGAGCUGGCAGAUACAGACCGCACUAGCGUUCAGGUCCCUAGGGAUCCACUUGACCUCGAACGAAAUACAAUGACGGGAGCAAAUUUGAAAAGCAACUAGGGCUAAAUUCUUUGAGAUCGCAUUUCCUGCUGCCGUCGCGGAGAAUGGAUUCGACGUUCUGGUUGUCAGAAUACCAAAAAACCUUGGAAUUAGAUGAAGGGCUCGCGAAGGCUAGUAAGGCAAGACAAACCGCUUUGAGCUCUCUACAAGUCGAUCUACGAACACUUUCCGACCAAUUCUGAUAAAAAAUCAAUUCAGGUUCAGACUCCACUUAAACGCCGCAGGCUGACUCGGAAGCAUCGGAGAAGCCGGAGCUUACUCUCACUGGAAGCGAACUGGAACCCGUCGAUAAAUUUUGCCGUAGAGAGGCUAACAUAAUUCGACCAAAAUUCAAUUUCAUACAAAGAAUCAACGGACAGGAAAACCUAGCUAUCCCAGGAAACAGCUGAGUAAACAACUGAGAAAAGCAAUCGGGCCAUAAUGCACGCGACGGAUCCCACGCUACUCGAGACGGAAAUACUAUGGGCGGCUACACACGGGACGCGUAGAACGUGGACUGUGGUGGACGACUAAUAUGAAGACAAAGCCGCCAGGUCGCGAGACAAUUUAACAAUGCGUUCAUCCGUGGCUCUAAUACUUCCAUCCAGAGUGUUAUGUUGAGAUGAACGCGAAGCCACUAGAAAAUUCGAACGGGCUCCCACAGGGACUUUUCCUCAUAGGAAUUCGAACAAAGCGAGACUAAAGCAAAUCGGCAUGGACAGCCCGCAAACUGUAAAUUAAGGCCUGAACGCGAUAGGCUCCUCCUCCUAUAGCUAGACCAUAGUCAAGAAAAAUGGCAAUAGGGAUACCUUGGCUUCUUCUAGAUUUCUGAAGCGGUUUGAGGGAGGCUGACAAGAACCCAAAGGGAAGCGCGCAAAGUAGAAAAUACCUAAAAACCCAGGUGCCGAGAUCCCAGAUGAACGCAAGGAAAAACUGGUGAUCAGGGAAAAUUACGAUAACCGCACUAGAGGUAAAAUAUGAAUAAAUAAAAACCCAUAUCAAAAAUAUAAGUGGCCAUGGACAAGUCUUCGCACUUGAAUUUCUGUUUGAAGAAAAAAGUGCAAACGUGCCUAAAAUCCAGGAUUAACCUUUGUUAGCCGGAGCGGCGCGUCAAACAGAAAGCGGGUAAAUGAUAUUGGAAUGCAAAAAUUUUUAAAAGGAGGUUGAGGCUGGGAAGCUCAUUAACAGCUACGGACAAAAAGAACUGUAAACACGUGCAGAGGCAUUGUAGGAUUUGUAAAAAAACAUAAAAAGCUGGAAGAAGGGAAUUUGUAACUAAGACUAAAAACAUUCAAAAUGAACAGAGAAACUAGCAAAGUAUGCCAGAAAUAGAUAACUGUGAAAAAUCUUCCCAAACUGAAGGCAGAAUAGAAAUAUCAACGGUACACUCAGAGCUCUAAACCGCGCCUAAAACUAGCGGGGUGAACGUCAGAAGAAACUGGUAUAAUAUCGAGACAAUCCUGAUCCAUAUUACGGCUUGCCGCCUAAAAAAUUCAGUACUAAAUUAGAAUAGACUGCACCUGAUUGUUGUCCUUCAUCUAGCCAUUUGGGAGUUUGGGAUGUUUGGCUUGUCCAUCGUCGGGUAACAGGAACGCUUUCCACGGGCAAAACAGGUCCCGACACUGGGUCGUCGAGAAGGCGAAAAUUAAAACAGGAACGUUUGACAUGAGGCUGGGGUUGCAUAUGUGAAGUUGAGGUGGACGCCGGCGUUCCCACUGGCGAGGAUCUGUUUUUGAGUGGUCUUCUUCUUCUUACGGGCCUAGUACGCUACACGGCCGCAAAAUUCUGCACUGUGGAUCCUUUAAAACUGGUUUUCGUUGGCCUUCUUCUUGAACUUACGUGGUUCGUUAUACUUUAGAUUCUUAAUUUCCUUCAUCUGCUGCUCGGCCAAAUAUUCAUUAGCGCGCUUGAUUUGACCAACGGUUUCUGUUAACAAAACUUUAAACGAGUCCAUUAACUGUUUGUUAUUCUCCUCAAUGAGAUCGGACACUUCGUCUUUGCUGACGGAUAUAACGCAAGAAAGAGCCGAUAAGAACGUUAAGAAAAACCAAGGAGAGGUUGGUUCGUAAGCCUAGAUGACGAACACGUGAUAUACGCAGCCUUAUAUACCCCCGAUAUGGCUACCCAUGGUGCACCCGGCCUAGUACCCAGGCCCUGUUGUAUCCCGUGCCGUCAAAAUAUUUAUUUCUGCCUUCUUCGCGGGCUCAUUCGUCAGAAAUAACAUUUCAGUUCAGCUUCGGUGCAGGGCAAACAUUUUCCCACCCUAUUACCCCGCCCAUGGUUUCGCAUCAGUCCCAUCGAUGCGUUAAGUUCUUAUUCGGUGCGUGUUUGCCCUCACCUUUGCUGGAGUGAGGUUUUUAUUUCCGGUUUUUGUGUAAUUUGAUUUGGUAUUAUCAAUAAACGGCCACUGAACUGAGUGGCCAAAUUACGGCAAAUAAUGGUGUCCGUUCAGUUUUCCCAGCAAACCGAGCUCACCCCUAGCAAUGUACAUUGUACAGCACAUGGUUUAUUGGCAAGCGAGCAAGGGGCAUAAAAGUAACAAAAGAAAAGAAAAUAUAAUGGGCUUGCAGAAACACAGAAGUCCCUAAGUCGGCCUAAUUUUGGUCCUCCCUUUAGGACAGAAAUACUAACCCUAGAAAUCGUAACCUGUAAAUUGCUGCUACUAGAGAGAUCUACACUUUCACAAUUUUUUCAAUUCAGGUUUGCUUACGGGAUAUUUUUUAUAUGAAAGUAGAUCACAGUUAUACACCGUAACUUUUGCACUUGCAAAAAGGAAGCCUGAAAAAAUUUCAGGCUUAUAUAGGGUUCGAAAGUUGCGUCUAUAACUGUGAUGAUAACUGCGAUAAUCUACUUCCAUAUAAUCAUUCACCCCCCAGUUCACAUAUGGAACUUUCAUGUAUUCAUAACUUCGGGAUAUUUUUCCUUAAUCAUUUUGCCCCUCCCUCUAAAGGUGAACUGAUGCCUCUUACUUCUUUUUUCUUUUGGGCUUAAAGUUGCAUGUUAUUAGUUCAAAUUUGAUUCCUUUUAUCAUAAGUAUGGAAACGGAGGCUUUGCUUCUAGCCCUGGUUAAAUCUCUAUAUUAUUUUAAAAAGGUAUCAGUUAUAAAAUUAAUAGGUCCACUGGAGAUCCCUUACCAAACCAUAUGUAUUUUGAAACUGACUUUAAAGUAUUUAAAAUGUAUUUUCAGUAUUUGAACACUAUUUUACUGUAUUUUAAUCCUGUUUGACAAAGAAAUUUAAAUUUUCGCCCCUGUUUGAAAUAUAUCUUGAGUGUAGUUAAAUUGUAUUUCAUGAAAACGAAAACCUCUCUCAUCAAUUUACAAUGUAUUUUGUUUAAUAAAUAUGAUUAAAAUGGGGUAUUUAAAAUGUAUUUUGGGCAUAGAACCACUAACACUGUUACAAACAGAGUUCAAAUAGACUAUUUGAAAUCUGUUUUAACGGUUUUUAUGCUGACUGUAUUUAAAAACUUUUAAAUAGGGUACUUUAACACUGUUUUGAGUUGUAUCUAAAAUGUAGUUUGAGACGCAUCCACUCACAAAGUUACAAACAUAGUUCAAAUAGACUAUUUGAAAUAUGUUUUAAGAGCCUAAAUGCUGACCGUAUUUUAAAUCCUUUUAAAUAGGGUACUUUAACACUGUUUUGAGUUGUAUCUAAAAUGUAUUUUGAGACUCAUCCACUCAAAAAGUUACAAACAGAGUUCAAAUAAACUAUUUGAGAUAUGUUUUAAAACCUUAAGAACUGACCGCAUUUUAAAUACUUUUAAAUAGGGUACUUAAACACCGUUUUGAGGUAUAUUUGAAUUGUAGUUUGGGCACACAACACUCUGACUAUAAAAACAGAUAUACAUAAACUAUUUUAAGUCUGCUUAAAGACAUCAAAUGCUGACCUUACUUUAAAUACUUUAAAGUACUUAUUACUUAUUAUUACUGAGGUGCGAUAUUGUAAUGUACUUUGGGAUACUCAGACUAUAAAAGAUAUAAGAUGCUGAUUUUUCCAUACAUUUCUUUCAAAUUAGAAUCUUUGCGCCACGAACCCCUGUCUGAACCAUGGGACAUGCUACAUGGGAUAUACUGAGAAAAACUACGUUUGUGUUUGCCCAGCUGACUUUAGAGGUGAAAACUGCGAAGGUAAAACGUGUUCUGGUAACUUCAGUACAACCUUGUAUUUGCUAAAACGUGAAACGAUGCAAGAAGAUCCUCCGGGACGACAAUGGAGUGUUGCAGAAAAGGCAAUUAAUUUCUAGACGCGGUGAAAGUCUUGUUGUUCUUUUUUUUUUCGGGUUCAAAACUCGCUGGGGAGCGCACUGUUUGCAACUUUUUGUUGCCACUUUCUUAAUUAACUUCCAACAUUCUUGGUAGAACCCCACUCUACGGACGCCCAUACAUUCGGGCAGUUUCAUUUGUUCUAACCAAUCAAAUCAGCACCGAUCCCAAACCUUCAAUGAUCCCCCGGGGGAGUUCCUAAGAAAGAUGGUAUCUGGUGCCUUAUCAUUGAUCUCUCUUCUCUCCACGGUUCGUCACUGUACAGUCAACACCCGAUAAUUCGAACCUUCAAGGGAAAUAGAAAAACGUUCGAGUUAUCGGAUGUUCGAGUUAUCGAGGGCCAAAUCAUAUGGAAAAUGAUCUGACGGGAAAUGAAAAAUACUUCGAGUUAAGGGGAGGUUCGAGUUACAGACGGACCUUCUUCUUUAAUCACUUGGCCGACACUUUUGCGUGGCUCCAAGAACAACUAUCACAUUCAAGACCUCAUGCAUGAAAUGGAUAACUAUUUUACGGUUGGUUCUACAAUUUUUCGAUGUGCGCCCACAAUGUGGAAACCAUCCCUGAUGUAGCUUCUCAAGCGGGCAUACCCUUGACCCCAGACAAACUUGAAGGAGCCACCACCCGCUUGGUAUACUCACCUUCCGUGCUGAAACGCAAUUCUUUCCCCCGAUCAGCAAUAUUAUCUCCUUAAAUAUAGGUAUCAAAAGAGCUCUAGACUGCACAGAAACAAUUCGCAAAUAUUCAUGUGUGCUUCCAACCUGAAUUCAUCGAGAAUAGCUCAGAUCAUUAGCUCAUAAAACCUGACUAUUCACCCAAAGAUUUAAAAAAAAAAUCCAAUCACAUAUUACCCGGCUACUUUAAUACAUUCUCAAAGUCUUCAGGGCGUUUUUCCAGUUCGCUGAGAUCUGCAUGAGAAUCCGAUUAUCCUUCGCCCCGGUUUGCCAUUUUGACAAAAAUAAUGGUUAAGUCAUCUCCAUCCGUCUGACAGUUUACAAUUUCUAUGCGGUGUACCAGGCACAUUGAAUAAUGAAGCACCCGCAUAUUGUGAAAAUUAUCAGCCUAAAAUUAAUUGGACACCUUCUCUCUGUAGUUGGGUUAUCCUGCAGCCAUUUAAAGAAGGGAGACCCUACAGCAGCAAGUGGAAAUUACAACAUUGAUCCAGAUGGCGAGGGAGAUCUAGAGCCAUUCUCAGUGUACUGUGACAUGACCAACAAGAACGGAGUUGGUGUGACAAUCAUAAGACAUGACAGUGAGAGCAGGAGUAUUGUGGAUGGAUACGAAGAUCAUGGUAGUUACUCACGUGAUAUUAACUACGCAGGAGCAAGUCUAUCUCAGCUGGCCAGUUUCACCAAUGUCUCCUCACACUGCGAGCAGUUUAUCAAAUACGAGUGUCGCAGGUCGUUGCUUCUCCAUGUUAGCACUUUUGCUGGUUUGUGCUGUAUGGGGGAGCUUGGCUGAACUACAUCGCAACUGCACAAAAAGGUAGGAAUAAAGUAUAUUGAUUGAAAUAUAAGCAUACACAAUUAAAUGUCUUGUUGGAUCCCGAAGGGUUUUCUUUUUUUUUUUUUUUUCAAUUUUUAUUUAUUGUUAGAGUGCUAAAGACCAAAUCGAUAUUUACAAUUGUAGUUUACGCCGCCCGAGAGCACGAGCUCGUUACAUCAGCAACUUGUGCAAUUGCAUGUUCCUUUGUUAAUUUUGCCAACUCGUUUGUAGACUUGACUGCAAAACUCUCGCUUCAGGCCUUUCGUUAGACCGGUUGCGAUCGCACGCGCUCGCUCUUGACCAUUGUGGGCAACUAUAGGCUGUUUGCAAUCUAACUCGUUUGUAAACUUAAAUGACUUCUUCCCUAUGUAUACCUUCACAGUAUGCAUGGGAUAAACGUGUCUGACUUUUUCCUCUAUACUCUAAAGUACUGCGCUCAGUCUGAUGAUCAGAAGGACGUCCUCGGCCCACUUAAAAGACUCUGCUGUUUGGCAUAGCGCCUUGCAAAUGAAUUCUCAUAUAAAGCUAGUUGUGAAGCGGCUAUAUUAAGUUUCAAACCAAGAGCCUUAAUUGUUUCCUCUUUAGACCAAUGCACUCGAAAUCGAGCAGCUGUGCCUCGGGUAAAGCCGCUCAACAGAUCACACGGAUGGAGAGAUUAUUGUGUUUUGCAAGGCACAAAAAGUGGUUUACUAGUGUUAAAGGUUCAACUUUAUCUUGCUGAAUAUCAAGAUAAUCAUGAAAAAAAAAAAAAACUUCCAAAGCAAAAUGACGGUGUGUUUUUAAUUACAAUAUUUGCAUCGUGUCAUAGAUAUUAAAUGUUAGGCGCGUCUAAAAUUUAAGUGCUUUUGAUAACAAUAAUCACGCUCCUUAAGUGAAAAACACAAGUUCCGAAAAUCGUUUUAGGUUAGUAGAAAAACUCCGAAUCUCUUUAAUAGACGAAAGUUUUUAAGCCUUUCGCGAGUUUUAGAAAUUUCUAGGCCAGAAAAAUAAACAAUAAUUAAUGAAAACGUCGUCGGGUGCCCCUAAUCAUUGGGUUAACGCAUACAUUUUCGUUAGGUCGAUCUCAAAAUAUAUCAAAUUUAUCCUUGUUUCUUCCUACCACCUGCUUUUAGUCCCUCUCUUUAAUUUAGGCUCUAAAAACAGGAAGUCACUUUCUACGUUUGCAUUAUAAAGUAUAUGAAUAAAGCGAUUGCCCUCGCUUGUCGUAUCAGGCAGGAAUGCGUCAAAAUGGGACCAGAAAUGAUUAAUCUCCUAGGUAUUGGUUUGGGGAUUGAUCAGCCUAAAAAAAAUGGCGUGUGAUCCCCGCCAAAAUUCAAGUUAUCUUAUUUCUGUAUAUCGCUAAAUUGUGGCUCGUAAAUUUUUCUCUCCCCUAGCAAAUUCUCUCCUGUAUUGUAAAAUUCGACAACGCCAAAUUCUAUUCUGUGAUAACGCCAAAUGCGAUGUCUUGUCUUUAAAUUGUAUCACACUAAAUUCUACCCCGUGGUUUCAAAUUCGUUUGCCCCAAAUCCUAUGCUGUGUGCCAACUUCUAUAACGCCAAAUUCGGUCUCACCAAAUUCUGUAGUACACAAAUUUAUACUCAGUAACAGCAAUUCUGUUCCAUUGCACGGAAUUCAGGAACAGCAAAUUCAGCACUUAAUUUAAUCGACGGACAGCAAAAUCUGUCAGUGCGCCCACAGAAUUGCAAAUCUAACAACUUCAAAUUAUGCACGCGUAUUAAAAAGUAAAUACUUCGAUGCGGAAAUAUUAUAGCACGGAAAUCCUGUAUUGUGGUACGGUGUAUUUAGGCGUUUUGUUUCUCAGAAUAUUGUCGCAAUUACUGUAAUUCUACUGUUAAAUGGAUUCACUUUGUUGUAUGUAGUUAAUUGAUAGAUUCUCGCAGUUGUUAAGAUGUGACGGUGCGUUGCACCUUAUAAAUACUUGAGAUAUCAAUGAUUUAACCUUCGACUACUACUAGAAGCAACUUCAACUACCCGUCUGACGUUACGUAUGUGUCACGGAUGUCCUUAGACGGGUAGCCUUGUACUUGACCAUCACGCACUCUACUUGCAGCACUUCAUAUUGGUCCAUGUCCACAGAAUAGAAUCCCAUAUCGAGCUUUUCCGUAACGGGUCGGUCCACGAAUUCUAUCGCUUGAAAGCGUUGAUUACUUUAGAACAAGUGAUUACUUCAGUGGACAGAACGAAAAACAAUCAUCAGUUAAUGAGCAAAACUUCGAGGUUUACUGGAAAACUAGGAUAAAGGAUCAGUGAUCGGGGAUCGAGGAUCGGGGGUCGGUUAAAAAAAAAAUUAAAAUAAUAUUAAUUUUAAAUAAAUCGUCGAACGUGAAGAUGUCAAUGUGGGUUGCAGACUGUAGAUAAACUUCACAGAACAUAACCCCGUUCGCUGUACUGAGCACUAAAUUUAAGUACCGUACGGUAAACUAUUCCGAGUCUCACUGAGUCAGUGAUUGUUUUGAAGAGAAAGUGAAAUUUUCGUGGGAAAGGAGACGCUUUACCCCAGUGAUACUGUGAUAAAAUGCAUGCUGUGUACAGCUCUAAAAAUUGUUCUCUGAGAUCGCUUAAACAUCAGCUGUAUGGAGUUAUCAAAAGCAGAUACUAAGCAGCUAUGGAAAAUGUAAUUACUUUCAUGCGAUUUUGAUAUCUUAUAAAACCGACCACAAAUUCAACAGGAAUACACGCGAACUGAAUUAACUGUCUGUUGUAUAGAUGGUUUUCACAGUGACGUCAUCAAAUUGUAAAGUCAAAACAGCGAGGUUUUACGAAUCCUUAUUUACACUAGGUUGUAGAUAAGCAAAAGGUUAAUCUUUGUACAAGUUUCCAUUCCCAUAGCAUGUUUCAUUUCGACAAAACAGCAAUUUGGACUUCCGAGUUUUCACAGUGCGUGACGCCAAAAUAGGAAUGCUGUCUCACCGUUGAAAAAAGCCUGUCCUCUUGCUUUUCAGCAGUCUAACCUGACAUUUCAAGUAUUUGAAGAUAUGUUUAUGCGCACGUAUGCUAGUUAUGGAGUGAAUAGAAAGAGCUUUUAUAGAAAAAGUGAACUUCAGAUGUUUGGUUGAUUUCCGGCGGCCAUAUUGGUGCACCAAAACGGUACACCAGUAUGGCGGCUCCAUACAAAGCUCUUCAAAGGUGCGUGAGACGUUUCGGCAAAUAACUUAGAAACUGUGGGCAACAAAGACCCGAGAAAUGGAUAAAUUGCUUGUAUAUUAGUCUUUUAUAACAUUUCAUUUUCUUGGCUUCUUCCACUGGUCGGUUUCCAGUUCAUCUUUGUUGCGUGACAAUGAACACGAUCUAUAAGGUUCUGCGAAACUUACGCUUUUUUCCUGUACUGAACAAAAACUGUACCGAGCCGUAUCUUGGUCCGCUACAUAGAAGCUAUAUAUCUAUAUGUUUAUACUGAUAAAAAUCAUCGUUUAAUUUUUUGAGUGUAAAAUCCCUGAGAGAGUUCUCCUUAUUUGAGCAAUAUCAAUACGUAAAAGGUUUUCAAAGGUUUUCACCGGUGUGAAGCUAAGGUGUGCCGCCUGUCUGUCCUUGCAAUUUUUACGUUUGAAUAUUUACAUUAUGACAUAUAACUCGUUUUGUAUUCAAAACGAAAAAGUAGCAGAACAGCACCAGCGCCUUUUACGACAAAACUUAUAUCCAAGCCCCUUGGGCUCCAAGCAAGCAAGACCCACCCUACUAAGAGCGCUCUUGUUUCAUUAAUUAUUGACUUUUCAACAGAUCCGUUCAGCGUACUGCAUGCAGUUGACAGUUUAAACGUUCAUCAUAAAUUAAGAUCAAAAAUAGUAAAGCAAUUCUGUAUCACGUAGACAUUUCUAGACGAUACUUCUUUGUUUGCCAAUUGAAAAUUCGUGUUUUACUUUUUGCAUGAAUUAAAGCAAAGGAGUGGUGACGUCACUGGACGGCAUUAACGGCCGACCGAUUCAGACGUUACUGAGGGAGUAAAAAAGACUCGAAUUAAUCAUGUGAAAUUCAGGCUAUAAUUAUGUAUUGUAACAAGAUUGAUUGUAAUGAAGAACCGAAACAUUUGGCAAAUUUCUAGUUUUUUUUAGCCUCGGUUGUCGGUUCUUUGCACUUAGAGAUGACUUCGUUAAUUCGACCCAUGUUCGAGUAUACGUUAUUGCCGUACCUCUGCUUAACUGUACAAAUAUUCUCUCAGGAAAUUGCGGUCAAAACAACCGACGCAUCACAUUUCUGACACCAGCCAGUGGGUUUUACCUUGAAGGACACGUGAUUUCAAAUCAUUCUGUGGAACUAAACCUUGACUGCCAAGACCAAUGCAUCCUUGCAAAGGAAUGUGUUUCAUAUAAUAUUGGUCCAAUGAUAAACAACAAGAUGGCUUGUGAACUGAGUAAUUCAGAUCACUUACAGCACCCAGAAGAUCUCAAACCAAGGAAAGAUUGGAUCUACAGAGGCACACAGGUAUGACUUACACCUAAUGUCAAUGGCUCAACCUAACUUUAAGACUUCACUAUCAUUAUGUAGUAACGAUUUGCUUGCAUUCUAUUUUAAAACGGUAUCAGUUAUAGAGUUAAUGGGUCUACUAGAUACUCGAAGGGGUGGGGGAAGGGGGUACUCCCUGUAAUGCCCUAUACGGGAAGGCUCUGCCCGAAAGGGGUAUCUUUUUUCGGCUGCAGGUAUAUGAAAGGGUAGGGAAAUAUGUCAUUUGGGUCUGUGAAAGCGCCCAAAGGGUUAACAGAUGAAUUUUUAUAGCUUUAUAAAGUCGAGAAAAAGUUCUAUUUUUGUGAUUGAUUAAAAGACAGUGCAUUUACAGCAGUUAAAAGGGAUGCAAAGUUCUAAACAAGGUAUGUAAAGGAUUGCCAUUUGUCGAUGGAAGGUAUAUAAAAAGGAUACCUUGAAAAAUGGUAUAAUAUAUAGAUUUAGCCAGGGCUAAAAGCGAGGCUCCCAUUAGUAAAUUUAUAAUUUAAAUUAAACAAUAAACUUGUAUUCGAAUUCCACAAUUCAGUUAACUUUAGAGCACAUUUAUGUGACUUUUGAGGGAAAGGCUACCUGAUUUUAGACAAAAAUAAUUUGCAAACAGCCCAAGAGUGAACCAAAUCUUACAUCGAGUUGAUAGCCUCAUAUGUACACUCAAAAACUGGUAAUCAUCUUUUAUCACAUUUAAGAGCCGUAAUGGCUAUUGAUCACCGUAGAUCAAUUAGGCUUAGAAAAAAAACCAGGCCAACGUUUUGGCGUUCGACAAGUUUACUUUGCAAAAUCUUGCCAACAAAUCUGGGUGCGUGUAAACCAACCUUUUAUACCAUGGACAGAAAGCAGUAUUUCACAAUACAAAUUGCUCUCAUUCAAUAUUCAUAAACUGUUAAAAAAAUUUUCCAAAAUCACCUAUACGGCCAUCCGGUUCUCACUUUUGUAGUGCGAGCUGUAGCGAGUGUUUGAAUGAACAUUAACAGAGUUACGCUCCAAGAUAAUAAAGAAUUUAUCAUGUUUAUUUUUUAUUUGAUGGUUUAACGCGCGGCAUUUUGAGAACUCCUGCAAGCGAUGUUCACUGAACGACCGAAAACAAUCGGCAUAGCGAUUAAAAUUGCAAGAGAGACUACCAACAAUCAAUAAAAGAAAUAUAAUUCGGUGAAACAUAAACAGAGACAACAAUUUUCAUUCAGGAAGACAAGUAUUAAAGUGUCCCUAAAUAUCCUGAGUCUUCAAGCUUCAAGCUUAAGUUUGCUGAAGUUUAUGUUUUAAGCCAGCUUCCCGGUGUUUGUUUUUUCAAAGACGAACUCGAGGCAAGAAAAUCGCUCAAAGCUUUCUUUUCCGGCUAGAAUUAUAACUAAAGAUUCUUUGGAACAUUUUCUUUCUAUUUGCGGUGAGAAACUGUCUAAAGGCUUUUUAAAGUUCUGUAAGAUUAUAUCAAACCAGAUACUCGGUGAGAUCGUUGUCUCAAAACUUACAAACGCGCAUAAACUAAAUUCCCGCAUAAACUACGCUCCACUUCAUUAAAUUAGAUACAAAAACAAACAUGAAAUACAAUAAUUUCUCUGGCUUACCAUUCGAGAUGCAGCUCCUGAAAGUUAUCAGGUAAAGCCAGUAUCGCUUCAGACUUUGCAAUCCUCUUACGCAUCAAGCAAGGUGAAAACGAAAACGAUGCCAUCCGAAAUCGGAUUUCCGACUUUGACAAGCGACGUUUUCUCAACCAAAACCCAAUAAACAAACUAGCCAUGAGUAACAGAAGACUCCUGAUAGCAGCUGAAUUUCAUUUUGUACAUCCAGUGGAAAAAGACAGUUAAAAACAUCACAAGUUGACACAAAACUCUGUCAGCUUCAGCUGUUAAAGUAAACAAGAUUCAAGAUGCUGCAUAAAUUUUGCGCAUGAACUCACAUGUCAAAUUUUGACCAAUCAGAGCAUAAAAAUUGGACGUAGAGCGUGACCAACGCGUGACCAUUGUGAGAAAAAACAAAAGCAACUGUCUUCCCUGCCUGUAACAGCUGGCUGAAUUUUCACGUCCGAGGUCAGUUUGCAAUCAAAAUUUUAAUUGUGCAGCACAUAAACACAACAUAUUUCAUAUGAAUUAAGAAAAAAAAAAUUGAACUUGAGCCUGCGAUCACUUGAAAACUAGUUUACUUGUCAGCGGAUAACUUCAAAAAAUACUUGACCUCGACGAGUCGACACCUGAGCCCGCGAUACAGUCAAGUGAUACUGGUCAGCGGGUACUCUGUUUUGACAGCUGUCAAUUGAUCAAAACAUUGAUGUCCAAUAUGUGUGCAUUAUCAGUUUUCCUGUGCUCCCAAACUAGUAAAAGUAUGAGAUUGAACGUUGUUCGCGAUCUAGUAAAACAGUUAACUGGUCAGCGGACAGCUUCCAAAUAAAUCACGUCACCUCGAUGAGUUGACACAUGAGCCCGCGAUAUGGUCAUGGGAUACUGGUCAGUGGCUAUCCUGUUUGGACAGCUGUCAAUUGACCAUAUUGUUAAUGUCCUAUAUUAAAGAUGUGGGCUUGCCAAGACACGCCUGAGACACCCCUCCCUUCCUUUUGAUAGUCUCCCCUACCCCACCCAUACAAUCUGUAGACGCGUACGUACGUACGUACGCUCGGUCAAUCACGUGACAACCAAACGAAAAGAGGUUGACCAUAUUCCAUGGGUAUGGGGCUCUGUCCCACGCGCGCUUCGCGCGCGCGGGAGCCCCGCUAUAAAAGGAUAAGGGGUUGGACCUUGGGGCGCAGCCUCCCCGUAUAAAAUUUUGUUCAGCCAACCCCCCCCCCCCCCCCCCUCUAGCGAGACUAGAGACGCAUGCAAUAUAGGUCGGUUCACACUAGCCUUUAUAACCACGGGCAAAUGACUGUUCCCCACGGUGAAGCAACUUUGUGCGUGACCGACAGUUGCUAAGGUGAAUUUGCCUCUGGAAAAUUUCCAUGGAUACGUGAAAUAACUGAGCGCGAAUUGGCGAAUUGUUGACAGUGAUGACAAACUAAGAUGAUGGUUUUUCUACACAUUUCUUUCAAAUCAGAAUCUUUGUGCCACUAACCCCUGCCUGAACAACGGGACAUGCUACAUGGGAUAUACUGAGAAAAAAUACGUUUGUGUUUGCCCAGGCUACUUCAGAGGUGAAAACUGCGAAGGUAAAAUGUGUUCUACUAACUUACAAUAUAAACUUGUAUUUGCUAAAAUUUCGUUAUUUAACGAGAGUUAAUCACACGUAAUAAACUCACAUCAUGAUCAUUAAUUUUUGCUUUGUUUUAUGUUGUGUUUCUUUGCUUUUGUUUGAUGUUUGAUGUUUACCGUGUUUGAUGUUUACUGACUCGUCUAAGAAGACUCAUAGACUAUCACCUCUUAGACAUAUGCAAACAAAGCGGUGGUUGCAGCUAAACAAUAACAACAUUGCUGUAAAGAUGCUGAUCCUUAUGCGAAUCAAGAAGCUAAAUGGCGUGAUAUUUCCCGCCGUAGCUGUUUAUUUACAAAGAAAAACUGCUUGAACUUUGGAAUACAGCUCAGUAGAUGACAGCGUUGCAACGGGCAGUCUUACUUUCAUGCAGCUAGGUCUACCAGAGGUAUGCUGAGCGGCAUUAAAAAGAUGGACAAGUUCCGAUUUUUUGGCCUUUGAACAGAAGGCAAUUCCUUUAUCUUUUAAUAAUUCCUUCAAACCGCUACUGUCAUAUUCUCUGCUGGUCCCUGUUUCAUACGUUCGUAUUUUUCAUGUUUUUCCCUUUUUGCCGCUUCCCCGAGUUUCUCGUUUCCUGGUGUUCAAGUCGUUCGCGGUGUCCUUCGAUUUCUGAAUCAGCAAGUGUUUUGUUAUUAAGGAGAAGAAUGCCAUCUGCUGAUGUAGUUAGUGGAAUUUUCUGGAUGAAGUGACGAGAAUCAAGAAUAAUAUAUUUUUUGAAAGAAAAAGCUUCUUUGCUAGCUUUGUAUCAUUUCCGCGGUCUAAGCUGAAAAAUAAAGAAGUGGCUGGACCACAAACAUCCAAUAGCGGAUAUAAGAGAGAAGAUGCAAGCACAGGGUCCAGAGGAGAUGUGUUUGUCGUUAGAAAAUCAAAACCCGUCGAAAACCUCUGAAAAAAAUGGGUUGUUUUGAACGCGUUACAGUUUCGUUACACAUUCUAUAGACCGCCAAGUCGAUCGGCUUACAGUAUAAAAUACGGAGAGGGAGGAAAAAAAUUUGGGGCCGAUUUUCGAAUCCCUGAAACUCAAAUGCAAUUGAAUGAAAUCGCCUGAUUUACUAACCUGAUCUAGAAUUCUUAUGUAUUCGCCAAAUACUGUUGGAAACGGCAUAAAAAAGCGUUCAGCGAGGAUAUGGCUUGCGGUUAUUGAUUUUCAAAAGUCGAUCCGGGUCAGAUAAGAAGCGAAGAAAUAGUUUACAGUAGAUUUUGUAAAGAUCCCAUUGGGCUAAUUAAUCGUGCUAAGCGACAGGUAUAGACAUUUUUCAAGGUGAGACUUUAAAUAAGGAAUUCAUUUAUUCACUCGAAACUCCUCUGGACCCAUAGUAACACAAGUAAAUUUUCGUAAGUCCCAGUUCUCAAUGUCUUUUACAUCCCGUGCAUUUAGAUGGCAUAAGCAAUGCGACAAUUGUAACAAAUUUCAUUCUCAGAUAUUUCUUUUCUAGUUUUAAUUAUUUUGAUGUACUUGAUCAAUAUCUUUAUAAACAAGGAAGAGGAAAAGAGCUCAAGGGGCCAGCUCAAGCGGGGGAACGAAAUUCUCCGAUCUCCAAAGAAUGGCCCUUCAGGCCUUUUACAAAGAUGUCCAAGUACACUUUACAAGGGGUACUUGAAGAAUUCUCCAAACUUAACGAGCUGGGUACAAAGCGGAGUCAAGGUCUAGUUUAACAACAGGCGCCAGAGAGAAGAUUCAGCGACAUCGGCCGCAGCAGUUACUAUACCAAAUGAAUGAUGAUGUUGUUGUUUAAACCAAUAAAAUCUGAAAAAGUAAUUCAUGUUACGUUCAACGCGUUUUUUGUUUUUCUUCUUCCCUCAUGGAAAUGUGAUUUGCAGCCAGGCAAUGAUAUCGAUGAGUGAAAAGUUUGUAACCUAUCGAUUACUCAUCGAUUACCCAUUGAUCAUCGGCAAUAGCGAAUAACUAAUCAAAUGAUUAUCCAUUGAUUACUCAUCGAUUACACAUUGAUGUCAUUGAUUUCAUUGAUGAGAUAUGCCUGAUAAUGAACAUAGUCGCCCUAUACUCAACCCCUCCGGUAGUUAAAUCCGAACCGCAGUUUUUUUUUUUCUCAGAAAUGGCCACUCUGUUUCCCAUAUGUUACUUAUCUCAUUGAAGCACAUAGAUAUGACGGUGAUUAUCUCAGGAAGCAUUUGCUAGGCGCACCUCAUUCAUAAAGCCAAAACCAUCGAUCCUCUGGGAAUUAACAAACGUGACGAACUAUAUAUAUAUAAUAAUUAAUAUGCAAUCUUUAUCUGUUUUUCGGUUUAUUUUUUCUUAGCAGCCACACCUUACCACGUCAUAUAAUGCAACUUCCGUUUAUUAUUUUACAGUGGUAUUUAGUAUAAUUAUACUAAAACAGUGGAUAGUGUUUUUCGUGGGCUCUGAUUGGCUACUCAAUCAGUGACUAUCCUGCACCAUUCACUGAUUCACCUCCAGUUCCUCCGAGUCAGCCUAAGUUGCGAGCAAACUGCCUUCCCGUUUUGCUGCCGUAACAAACAAAGAAAUUUCACCACUAAUCAAGCAAGCUGUUCCCGAAAUACACGAAAAAGGUUUCGAAGUUCGGUUUGGAAUUUUGAAAAUGUAAAGCUUUGUCUUUUUUACUUGAAUUUAUCAAUCAGACCGGUGAAAAAGUUUUUUGUUUACAAAUGCAAAUUAAGCUUAAGUCUUGCGUUACUUUAUUUCGGUUGACUUGUUCAUAAAUAAGCUUAAAACUAAAUUUAAUAAUAUUUUUUACAGAAUGAUUUUAAAUACAAAAAGAAUUCACAACUCCUUUUGAAGAAAUUUCCCCGCAAGAGCUAAACAAAUGCCUUCAAAAGUUUUAUUGCUGGGAACAAAACUAGCGGGCAUGCAUUAAAUCACUUUCAAACAAGGUUAAGAAAACAUGGUAAAUGCAUCGUUUUUUCCAGUUCAGUUUUAGUUCUGAUGGAUAAUACUGACUUCACCACGGUCAAUCGAGGGAAGUUUCCAAGAUCUAAGCAAAGUCUUCAAAGCUAAGGCUGCUAUAACUUUCUCUUUUGAAAGUUUAAAAUAUCACAAGAAAUCCUGGAUAUCUUGAAUGUAUUACCAAGGCACUGUUAAUUUUGGUAAAAGAGAACAGAAAAAGGAAACAACAACAACAAAAAAAAAACCGGAAAAUAGUUUACUAAAAAGUUGUAGGUGUUUAAAACUGAAACUGCUCUUAUCUUGGGGGGUAUUUGCUAGUAUAAACCGAGGAUCACACAAUACUGUUUUCCUUGCAGAUAAUUCAUGCAGUUCUAUAAAGAAAUUCUUCCCUGCAGCAGAAAGCGGAAAUUACGACAUUGAUCCAGAUAGCGAGGGAGGUUUGGCACCAUUUACAGUGUACUGUGACAUGACUGGAAAAAAUGGUGUUGGCGUGACGGUCAUCAGUCACGACAGCGAAAGCACAACAAAGGUGCGUGACGGCCUCGGUUGGGGAGGCCGUGGCAGCUACAGACGUGACAUUCAUUACACAGGAGCCAGUCUGUCUCAGUUAGCGAGUCUGACCAGUGUCUCCUCACACUGUGAGCAGUUUAUCAAGUAUGAGUGUUAUCACUCGAUGAUAUUAAGAAGCGGGUAUGCUUGGUGGGUGUCGCGUGAUUCUUCUAAGAUGACGUACUGGGGUGGAGCAUUACCUGGCAGUGGAAAGUGCGCAUGCGGAAUGAACAACACAUGCGCAAAUCCCAUUUACGGCUGUAACUGUGAUAAGAAUGACCCAGUAUGGCGUGAAGACAGCGGUCUCCUGAUUGACAAGACAAAGCUACCAGUAAAACAGCUCGUGCACGGUGAUGCAGGAAACGACAACCAAGGAUACCAUACUCUUGGAAAACUGAAGUGCUAUGGCAUAGCAUAA
Messenger RNA from Porites lobata, 21674 nucleotides. NCBI's taxonomy places the organism in Eukaryota, Metazoa, Cnidaria, Anthozoa, Scleractinia, Poritidae. The record is from the annotation of a GenBank genome assembly.